UUAAAGUUUCAUACAGCUCUCAAAUUAGUUACCAAAAACGCUUCUCUGCUGCAUAUAGCAAUGGAUUAUGUGGUCGCAAGUAUGGUUGUAGACAGUCCAGUGGUAAUCUUCAGCCGGACCACUUGUUGCAUGAGCCACACCAUCAAGACUCUCAUCGGUGGCUUCGGGGCGAACCUGACGGUUUAUGAGAUCGACGAGGUUCCCAACGGGGAACAAGUAGAGAGGGAACUGCAACAGAUGGGGUGCAAUCCCAGUGUACCAGCUGUUUUCAUAGGCCAGCAGCUCAUUGGAGGAGCUAACCAAGUCAUGUCCCUCCAACUCAGGAACCAGCUUGCCCCAUUGCUCAAAAGGGCUGGAGCUAUAUGGAUUUGAAAGACAAAGCAUACUUCGAUUAACUCAAAUAAAGUGAUAACUGGUUUCGAUAUAUCUGUGUGUCUACAUAUUUUUGCAGAGAGUGCUUGUACGCCAUUUUUGGGGUUGACCAGAGAUAUAUGUUAAAGUAUUUUCCUUGUACUAACUUGUAUUUUUACUUG
This is a messenger RNA of Hibiscus syriacus, 533 nucleotides long. Its product is annotated as monothiol glutaredoxin-S6-like. The record is from RefSeq and is a predicted model, not a curated record. The transcript has a single exon. The coding region runs from base 61 to 372 and encodes 103 amino acids. NCBI's taxonomy places the organism in Eukaryota, Viridiplantae, Streptophyta, Magnoliopsida, Malvales, Malvaceae.